Molecule: messenger RNA, 603 nt
Organism: Protopolystoma xenopodis
Lineage: Eukaryota; Metazoa; Platyhelminthes; Monogenea; Polystomatidea; Polystomatidae
Source: the annotation of a GenBank genome assembly
AUGCGGUCGUUGUUCUUCACGACCUUUCUCCUCCUACUUAUUAUGUCAACAUCUUCUUUUUGCAACGAGCUGAAAGAUGAUAGGGAUUAUUACCAGAUAUUAAAUGUUCCCUCAACCGCAUCUAAGAAAGAAAUUAAAAAAGCUUUUAGGAAACUAGCUAUUAAAUUUCAUCCAGAUAAAAACAAAGAACCCGACUCUGAGGCUAAUUUUAAGAAGAUAUCAGAAGCUUACGAUGUUCUCUCUGAUAAUUCAAAGCGCAAGCAAUACGAUGCCGUUGGUCAUGAGUCCUUCAUUCGUUCUGGUGGACCUGGGGCGGGAUCGUCUAAUCAUUUUGACAUGCACAAUUUUUUCCAUAGCUUUGAUCAUUUCCUUCACCACCGUAUGCACGAAAAUUUCCACAACUCACACUCUCAAAACUUUCAUUUUGAUUUUAAAAGUCUAUUUGAUGACGAGGAUGAUGAUGAUCCUGCUCACCAUUUCGAAGAUGCGGACUACAGUUUUGCUCGAAGUGUUAAGUCUCAAAGUUUCCACGAAGCUCGUGGUUGCAGAACGAAAACCGUCAGACAAGGAAAUUCUGUAUUCUCAACUACUGAAUGUUUUUGA